Molecule: messenger RNA, 1713 nt
Organism: Melopsittacus undulatus (budgerigar)
Lineage: Eukaryota; Metazoa; Chordata; Aves; Psittaciformes; Psittaculidae
Gene: LDLRAD4
Product: low density lipoprotein receptor class A domain containing 4
Exons: 7
Coding region: 641-1573 (310 amino acids)
Biological process (GO): negative regulation of transforming growth factor beta receptor signaling pathway
Cellular component (GO): Golgi membrane; early endosome membrane
Molecular function (GO): R-SMAD binding
Source: RefSeq, a predicted model, not a curated record
GCCGGAGACAGGCAGGGGGAGGCGGCGAGGCGCCCCGUCCGCCCCGGAGGAGGCCAGCCCCGCGCGGCGGCGAGCGGCGGGGGCCGGCGGGAGAUCACACUCACUAUUCACAACUGGAAGGAAAGGAAGAAUCUCUUGACUCUGGACUUCAAGGAAAUCAUUAUGUUGUAUUGGAUGAGUUUAAACUAGAGAAGACUUCUUUCUGAAUCACUUCUGGAAAGUGAACGUGCCUGAGGAGAGGGGAACACAAGAGAAGAGAAACAAUUGAACAUCACCGUUGGCCAAGACCUGAAAAAAUGGUGCUGAAUGAACAGAGGAUUAGAACUUCAUUGUAAAAGGGAAGUAAAGUCUUGGCAGGCGAUUCACUUCAUUUCCACAUUCAUCAUGGCCCAAAUCCUCUGGCUGGCUGGUUGAUGGGACUGUCCAACACUUCCUACUUAGGUUCAGUGCAGAACCCCUCUGUCUACAGAUCAAAAGACCUGUGAUCAGGUGGGAACUGGAUGGUGCCAAAUACAGGAAUGGAAAGAGAAAUGGACUCUGACAAGCUAAGAUGGAAGUAACUUGACAGCUUCAAGCUCUGCAGUUGUCUCCAGUAAGGACAGGUUAAGACGGGAAUCUCAAGCUUCGCUGGGAGAGCAGUAUGCAGGAAGCUGGUUUUCAGGCCACAAAUGCUUUCACAGAGUGCAAAUUCACCUGCGCCAGUGGUAAAUGCUUGUAUCUUGGUUCAUUGAUUUGUAACCAACAGAAUGACUGUGGGGAUAACAGUGAUGAAGAGAACUGUCUGCUUGUAACAGAGCAUCCACCUCCAGGCAUCUUUAGCUCUGAACUGGAGUUUGUUCAAAUCAUCAUUAUAAUUGUGGUUAUAACUGUUAUGGUGGUAGUGAUCAUCUGCUUGUUGAACCAUUACAAACUCUCGACACGCUCCUUUAUCAACCGGCAGAGCCAAAGCAGAAGACAGGAAGAAACUUUGCAUACGGAAGGGUGCUUGUGGCCUUCAGAGAGCUCGGUUUCACGCCAGGGUGCUUCAGAGAUCAUGUAUGCUCCAAGGUCCAGGGACAGGUUUACCACCCCAUCUUUUAUGCAGCGGGACCGUUUCAGUCGUUUCCAGCCCACUUACCCUUACAUGCAGCAUGAGAUUGACCUUCCUCCGACCAUCUCCCUCUCUGAUGGAGAAGAGCCGCCACCAUACCAAGGCCCGUGCACCCUGCAGCUCCGGGACCCAGAACAGCAGAUGGAGCUUAAUCGGGAAUCCGUCAGGGCACCACCCAACCGAACCAUUUUUGAUAGCGACUUGAUAGACAUCUCCAUGUACAAUGGGGGCCCCUGCCCACCAAGCAGCAAUUCGGGCAUAAGUGCAACCAACUAUAGCAGUAACGGAAGGAUGGAAGGACCACCCCCGACAUACAGCGAGGUCAUGGGGCAUUACCCAGGCUCCUCUUUUUUCCAUCACCAGCACAGCAACGUGCCUCCUUCCUCACAGAGGGGGAGCAGACUUCAGUUUCAGCAGAACAAUUCAGAGAGCACAAUAGUCCCCAGCAAAGGCCAAGACCGGAAACCAGGAAACCUGGUCUAAAAGUUACUCGUAAGCCCAGGUGCAUUUGAACUGAAGACAAGAGUUUGAAGCAGGGCGGUGGAGGAAGGUCCCCCCCAUGCUCCAGUGCACAAUGUUGCGUUUCACGUGGUACAACUUAGUAAAACCAAACGUGCAAACCA